CUCUUCCGGGUUUAGUGGGCUGAAAGACAGGUUGAUGACGGAGUGCUGACAGUAAAACUGUCCAGCUUGACGGUUCUCUUCUCAACGCUAACCAUAACCAAUCACUUUAACCCGCCCCUUCGCGCGGCUGUGAUGGGAAUUACCGAUUAACUAUUGUUCGAAUUCGACAGGGCAGUUAAGACGAGCGUGAAAAGUGUGAAUUGAAUACAUCUCUGUGCAAAAAUGACUUCCUUAGACAUGAGCCCUGCGUCAAAGAAAGAGGUUGAUGGAUUCACAAAGAAAGUCGGUAAAGAGGCAGAACAGUUGGUCUCGACUUUCUUCCCCCAUAUGAUUGCUGAGAUGGACAGCUUGUUACAGGCCUUCUUGAUUUUCGAGGACCUUUCUGCUCUCAGGGCUCCGCUGGACAUCCCUAUUCCAGAUCCUGCCAAGGAGGAACUUAAGAGAAAGAAGAAAACUGAGAAAGAAAAAAAGGAGGGAAAGAAAGACAACGACGGAGAUAAAGAUGAGGAUGAAGGAGGUCCUCCCUGUGGGCCCAUUGUCUGCAACGAGAAAAUAGAGAGUCUCAUCAAAGAGAUUAAGCCCCACAUUCAGACACUAAAGGAAAAGCUCAACACAGUGUCAAUGUGGGUACAGCUGCAGAUCCCAAGGAUUGAGGAUGGGAACAACUUUGGUGUGGCUGUACAGGAGAAGGUGUUUGAGCUACUAACCAAUACCCGCACCAAGAUCGAAGGAUUCCAGACACAGAUCACAAAGUAUUACAGUGAAAGGGGAGAUGCUGUAGCCAAGGCCUCCAAACAGCCACAUGUGGGAGAUUAUAGGCAGCUUGUUUAUGAGUUGGAUCAUCACCAGUACUGUGAACUACGCAUUGUGGUUCUGGAGAUCCGCAACAUAUAUGCUGUGUUGUUUGAUGUCAUCAGCAAGAACUAUGACAAAAUUAAGAAACCAAGAGGAGACUGCAAAGCUCUUAUCUACUGAGAAAUAACCCCCAUCUCUGCUGUACACACACAGAAAAGAAGAGAAACAUACCAUAUCAGAUUUCAUUUGAGACACUUCCUCUGCUUUAGUCACAGUGUACUGACAGAAAUCUAAAAUUUCAUUUCUGAGUACAGUUGGUGAUUUUGUUUAAAUUCAUUUAAUAAAAUAGCAGCAUUAUA
Colossoma macropomum (tambaqui) is the source of this 1154-nucleotide messenger RNA. RefSeq names its product proteasome activator subunit 1 (gene psme1). Gene Ontology annotation, cellular component: cytoplasm; nucleoplasm; proteasome activator complex. The record is from RefSeq and is a predicted model, not a curated record. NCBI's taxonomy places the organism in Eukaryota, Metazoa, Chordata, Actinopteri, Characiformes, Serrasalmidae. Gene Ontology annotation, biological process: regulation of G1/S transition of mitotic cell cycle; regulation of proteasomal protein catabolic process; positive regulation of endopeptidase activity. Gene Ontology annotation, molecular function: endopeptidase activator activity. The transcript is spliced from 12 exons. The coding region runs from base 223 to 975 and encodes 250 amino acids.